Messenger RNA from Lemur catta (Ring-tailed lemur), 2593 nucleotides. RefSeq names its product cadherin 15 (gene CDH15). Gene Ontology annotation, cellular component: plasma membrane; catenin complex; adherens junction. Gene Ontology annotation, biological process: homophilic cell-cell adhesion; cell morphogenesis; adherens junction organization. Lineage: Eukaryota; Metazoa; Chordata; Mammalia; Primates; Lemuridae. The record is from RefSeq and is a predicted model, not a curated record. Bases 23 to 2593 code for a protein of 856 amino acids. Gene Ontology annotation, molecular function: cadherin binding; calcium ion binding. The transcript is spliced from 15 exons.
GCCCCGCACCGCCGCCGGCCGCAUGGGCGCCGCGCUGCUCCUCGCCCUCGGGCUGCUGGCCCAGAGCCUGGGCCUGUCUGUGGGCAGCCCCGGGCCGAGGAGGCCCAGCACCCUGUACCCCUGGCGCCGGGUGCCAACGCUGGGCCGCGUGCGGAGGGCUUGGGUCAUCCCCCCGAUCAGCGUCUCCGAGAACCACAAGCGCCUCCCCUACCCGCUGGUGCAGAUCAAGUCCGACAAGCAGCCACUGGGCAGCGUCAUCUACAGCAUCCAGGGGCCGGGCGUGGACGAGGAGCCCCGGGGCAUCUUCUCCAUCGACCGGCUCACGGGGAAGGUGUUCCUCAACACCGUGCUGGACCGAGAGAGGACGGACCGCUUCAGGCUCCGAGCCUUCGCCCUGGACCUGGGAGGCUCUACCCUGGAGGACCCCACAGAGCUGGAGAUCGUGGUCGUGGAUCAGAACGACAACCGGCCGGCCUUCCUGCAGGAGGCGUUCGUGGGCCGCGUGCUGGAGGGCGCCGUCCCAGGCACCUUCGUGACCAGGGCCGAGGCCACGGAUGCCGACGACCCGGAGACGGACAACGCGGCGCUCCGCUACUCCAUCCUGCAGCAGGGCGGCCCCGAGCUCUUCAGCAUCGACGAGCUCACCGGGGAGAUCCGCACGGUGCAAGUCGGGCUGGACCGGGAGGUGGUUGCCGUGUACAACCUGACCCUGCAGGUGGCCGACAUGUCCGGAGACGGCCUCACUGCCACCGCCUCAGCCAUCAUCUCUGUGGACGACAUCAAUGACAACGCCCCGGAGUUCGCCAGGGACGAGUUCUUCAUGGAGGCCCCAGAGGCUGUCAGCGGAGUGGACGUGGGGCGGCUCGAGGUGGAGGACAGGGACCUGCCGGGCUCCCCGAACUGGGUGGCCAGAUUCAGCAUCCUGGGAGGUGACCCCGACGGGCAGUUCACUAUCCGCACGGACCCCAAGACCAACGAGGGCGUGCUGUCCGUGGUGAAGCCCCUGGACUACGAGAGCCGUGAGCUCUACCAGCUCACAGUGUCGGUGCAGAACGAGGCCCCCCUGCAGGCGGCUGCCCCCAGGGCCAAGCGGGGCCAGGCCAGGGUCACCGUGCACGUGCGGGACGUCAACGAGGCCCCCGUGUUCCAGGAGAACCCGCUUCGGACCAGCCUGGCUGAGGGGGCACCCCCAGGAACCCCCGUGGCCACCUUCUCUGCCCAGGACCCCGACACGCAGCAGCUGCAGAGGCUCAGCUACUCCAAGGACUAUGACCCCGAGGACUGGCUGCACGUGGAUAGGGCCACGGGCCGCGUGCAGACGCAGCGGGUGCUCAGCCCUGUCUCCCCGUUCCUCAAGGAUGGCUGGUACAGGGCCAUCAUCCUGGUCCUGGACGACGCCUCCCCGCCCCGCACAGCCACGGGUACCCUGUCUGUGGAGAUCCUGGAGGUGAACGACCACGCGCCCGUGCUGGCGCCGCCGCCACCAGGCAGCCUGUGCAGCGAGCCGCACCAGGGCGCCGGCCUCCUCCUGGGCGCCACGGACGAGGACCUGCCCCCCCACGGGGCCCCCUUCCACUUCCAGCUGAGCCCCCGGCUCCCCGAGCUUGGCCGGAACUGGAGCCUGAGCCCGGUCAACGUGAGCCACGCGCGCCUGCGGCUGCGGCACCAGCUCCCCGAGGGCCUGCACCGGCUCAGCCUGCUGCUCCGGGACUCCGGGCAGCCGCCCCAGCAGCGCGAGCAGCCGCUGAACGUGACCGUGUGCCGCUGUGGCCAGGACGGCGCCUGCCUGCCGGGGGCCGCGGCGCUGCGCGCGGGUGGCGCGGGCGUCAGCUUGGGCGCCCUGGUCAUCAUGCUGGCCAGCGCCCUGCUGCUGCUGCUGCUGGUCCUGCCCGUGGCGCUCCGAGCGCGGAUGCGGCGUCGUUCGCGGGGCAAGGGACUGCUGCUCGGGCCCCAGGACGACCUUCGGGACAACAUCCUCAACUACGACGAGCAGGGAGGCGGGGAGGAGGACCAGGACGCCUACGACAUUGCCCAGCUGCGCCACCCUGCAGAGCUGAGCGCGCUGGGCGUCCCUCUGGGCCGGCCGCCGCUGCGCCGCGAUGCCCCCUACGGCCGCGUGCCCCCCCAGGCCUCGAAAGCGAUGCCCACCAGCCCCGCCGACAUCGCGGACUUCAUCCAUGAUGUGGGUGCUCCGGGGACAGACAAGUACACUCAUGGGCACCGGUGCUCGCGCGUGCAAGAGAAAGCCCCCAGCACACGCACGGGCCACCUGGGGAGUGGCAGGCACAAGGUCUGGUUGGGAGCAUGUGUCCCCACAGCUGAGAGAACAGAGGUGGAGACAAAACCCCGGAAGGCAGACCCGCUGGUCCGGUGGAUGAGGGGCUUGGAGGCUGCGGACAGCGACCCCAGCGUGCCGCCCUAUGACACGGCUCUCAUCUAUGACUACGAGGGGGACGGCUCCGUGGCCGGGACUCUGAGCUCCAUCCUGUCCAGCCUGGGCGACCAGGACCAAGAUUAUGACUACCUCAGGGACUGGGGCCCCCGCUUCGCCCGGCUGGCGGACAUGUACGGACACCCGUGGGGGUCGGACUAA